AAUGAGUAAUGGUUCGUCUCCUCACUGGACUCGUCCGGUGCCCAAACAAACCUCAAUGUCUCGUCAACAGGAAGCAGAAACAGGCGUUCAUGUUUCUGCUGCUCGCUCAUGUUAUCGGCUAACACUCGGUUUUAGUUGUUUGCUGGCUAAAUGCGUUCACAGUCUGCUGUCGUUUAAUCUCCGUUUGAGACCGUGUUUAGUCGACAUGCUGCGAGGUUAGACAGCCAGAGAGGGAAGCUAAUUGUAGCGCCUGUAGUCUCCUGCUGCUUCCUCAUGCUAACAGCCUGCUAACAUUAGCCGCCUUUAAAGGAAACUAACAGCUGGUUUUUGUUGUCAGAGUUGAGUUAAUGUGAAGUUUAGUCCGUCAGCUUGUUCACCGGGCAGUGUGGGCCGCGUUGUAUGCGCUGUUUCGCCGCUUUUUAUCGGGUCUUAAAGGUCAAACAUUUGUUCAUGCAGCCCGUUGUUGUUGUUGUUGUUGUUGUUGUUCUUUGGCUAACUGAAUUAGCAGACAACCAAGCACUUUAACUGGAUGUAAUCUGUGUUAUACCAUCACACGAGUGUUGAAGUUAAGUUUGAUCACUUUAAUACGGUGUGGACAGAUCGUGUUCAUGGAGCUGUUAUAAGUUAAUGAUUCAUGAAUGUUCAGUCAUGGUGAACUCUGUUGAUCUCUUCAUAUCACUGGUAGCUGCAGGUGUAAGAUACCGACCUGGUGCAGGUGAUGAUGUGAGGUGUGUAAAAAGCCUUUUGACACCCGGAAGCUGCUGCUGAUAUGGUGGACCUGAGACUGACCCUCAGGAGCCCCCAGUCUCACUUUUUUUACGAGAGUCGGGGGAAAAUGUUGCCACAGAUUAUAGAUCUAGGCUAUCAUCUUCCAUGAGAUUUCGACUUCACGGCGCUUCAGUCAAACAGCUGUAAGGAACAUGGAGAGAGAAGCAGCUGAGAAGGAGAUGGAUGGCGUUACGGACACUGACGAGGAGUUCCCUGACGGUGAGUCCGCCUCAGUGGCCAAUUCUAGUCAUUGGGAGGCCAGACAGACCGAUGAUGAUGACUGCGAGCGGGAGGACAAAACAGCUGAUCUAAAUUCUCAGGACACCCCAAAUUUAGCCACUCCCCAAGACUCUGAAAUUGGCGAAGCAGAGUAUUGUGGAUCUACAGAGGCCAAAGAGGAUACUGAGGAGGCUUCGGAUGGGUUCGAGCAUGACAGCACCGCAGAGCACGAGAACUUGCACGUUAUAAAUCAAGAAGAGGAUGAAGCUGCGAAGGAGCAGCACAUGAACGGGGAGUCUGGUUGGAGGAGCGAGGGAGCCGGAAGGAGAUGCAAACUGAGGAGCAGUGGAUCGGUUUCAGAGCAGAGCGGUCAAAGCGCUUUUUCCUCCAUGCAGAAAGGCAAUGUUAUGUCAAGCGGUGGCCGGCACAAGCAGGCCCGCAGACGCAACCACCACCACCAUCAGCAGAACCGAGGCCGCAGGCGGACAGGCAACCAGCUCGUCUUAGCUUUCAAGGAGAUGCUGUCCGAGUCUGUGAGCUUCUGGUGCAUCUCCUGCGUCCACAUGAUGAUUGAGAUUAUCGUCACAAUAACUCACAAUUGUGGAGUCGGUGUGGAGACGGGAGGGAUGAAACUUUACAACUUUGGGCAGCAGCUGUUUGUGAAGAUCACAGAUACAGCAGGAAUGAAGGCAGACGCUAGUCGGAUUCUGAAAUGGACAAAAUGCACAGGAGCGGACCUGGUGGAUAAAAUUGUUCGGUCAGUGAAGUGGGUAAAGACAGCUGCCUUAUCUUGUUUUAGACUUUUCUGCGCUUUGGCUAUUCUCGGUUCCCAGUGGGCAAAGGGUGUGGUGGUCCGCUUUGGUGGAGAGAGGGGAAAACGCUAUUGGACAUCUUUUCAGGAGUCAAGGUUUUGGAAGAGGGUGGCGUCCCUGCUGGAGAGAGUUAGAAGUAAGUUUAGGAGGGAUGGACAUGUGCCGCCGUCCAGCCCCGAUUCACCCGGCAGAGCAGGGAGAGGCCAGCCGGGCCAGGAGCUGGAGAGACUGCUGGCCUUGGCUGAGGUACCAGAGGAUGAGCUCGACCCCUUUACAGUGCUCGGCGUGGAGGUGCACGCCACUGAGGCCGAGCUGAAGAAGGCAUACAGACAGCUGGCUGUCCAGGUCCAUCCAGACAAGAAUAAACACCCACGAGCGGGAGAGGCAUUCAAAGUACUGAGGGCUGCCUGGGAUAUUGUCAGUAACCCAGAGACACGACGAGAGUAUGAGUUGAAGCGUAUGGCAGCAACUGAGCUCUCAAAGUCCAUGAACGAGUUUCUCACCAAACUGCAGGAUGACCUGAAGGAAGCCAUGAACACCAUGAUGUGUACCAAGUGCGAAGGCAAACACAAGCGGUUCGAGAUGGAUCGUGAACCUGCCGAGGCUCGGUUCUGUGCCGAAUGCAACCGUUGCCAUAGUGCUGAGGAGGGGGACCUGUGGGCCGAGUCCAGCAUGUUGGGCCUACGUAUUACGUACUUUGCCUGUAUGGAUGGCAAAGUCUACGAUAUUACAGAGUGGGCAGGUUGCCAAAGAAUAAGCAUCUCUCCUGACACACACCGUGUGCCCUAUCACAUCUCCUUUGGUUCAAAGAACAACAGCAACUCCACACGACACAGGACGCCCUCAGAGCACGCCACAGGUCCGACCAACCCCGCAGAUUUGCAGGACUUCUUCAACCGCAUCUUCAAGGGAGGACCUCCUAACGACAUGGCUGCCAACGGGGGCUUCUUCCCCUCAGGUCCGCCCCAUCACCAGCCUCCUGGUGCUGGAGCGCCCCCGUUCUCCCCUCCCCCGGGUCAGACAGGUUUCUACAUGCCGGGGGGUCACCGGCCAGAGUCCAGCGAGACGUGGGCUGAAAGUGGCAAACCCCCCAGAAGGAGGAAGAAGGUCCGCAAACCCUUCCAGAGGUGAAGUCUGUUGACUUAGCAGUGUAUCAACAUAGCAACACAGGAACACAAUAAAUAAUGGCCAUGUUUGUCUCUCGCCUGCCUGUUGGCGUGCCAAGCUCUGAACUGGUGUUGGUAAGGCUGCGGUCAGGUCAGCCAGAGGAGAGUGAGAUCAUGAAGAGGAGCCUGUUGACUGAAUACAAGUAUUGAAGGAGGGUUGAAGACACGGCAGUGAUGGUGCUUUACCUCUCAUUUCACCUUAUUUUUUUUUUUGUUGGUCUUUAACAUGACUGUAGCCUUGGCAUUGAAAUCCUCAUCGGGAUGCUGUAAUGAAACAUUUUCCUUUCAUAAUUUCCUGCCAAAUCCUGCAAUGCAUGAUUUUAUUCACUUACAUUUUAACACUUCAGUUCUCUCACUUUUGUUGUUGAUUUAUUUUUAUUUUUAUAUAAGGUUAGCUUUAAGGCAUUGGUUCCAGACAGAGUGAAACUUGAAGAGUCGGACAUCACUUUUCCUCGACAUGAAAAAGAUAAACUGGGCAGCUUCACUGUGUCAGUGUUACUCAUGUUAGUGGCAUGUGGUUCUAGAUCUGCACCAUAUUUUAACAAUGAAUGGAAACCAGCUAAAUGCAUCACAUUUGAACUAAAUUUGCAAAAGCAGAACAGAAAAAGAACAUUUUGAAAAGGCAGCAGCCAAGAUGUAAAAUCUAGACCUGAAGAAUAAGUGAAACUGAUAAAACAGCUUUCUUUGUUUUGAGAUGUUUCUGGUUCAAACGUGCUGAAGUGUGGCUGCUGUUUGUUUCAGCUCCAGAUCGGCGUUAUAAUUACUGCACAUGUUCAAAUCUAACAGCAGGAAUGAGGUCGUGGUGUCUCUGUAAUACUGAGCCCCAGCUGAGGUGUUUUGAGAAGGUCUCAAAACUUUAAAAGUGACACCUGGACAUUUUGAAAUGUUGAUUUGAUUCUUGUUGUUAAAAAGACCACCUAGAAUUGAUCUAUACUGCCCCCUGUUGAUUGACUGUGUAACCACAUGAAGUGAUGUUCACAGUUGAACUGAUUUACAUAGUUAGAAAUGUAACAGUUAACAGCCAUUUGAGUCUUAAAAGGAUGUUAUUUGAUAUUAUGCUAAUUUACAAAUACUGAAGCAACCCUGAGCUGUCAAUGCUGUCAAAUUAAUUUGUUUUUCUCCAUCAGCAUUGUUUUUUUUUUAGUUUGAUCAUUACUGACUUCACAGUAAGCCUUGUGUAAGACAACUGUAAAGAUAUGUUGCAUUAGCAACAUAUGCAAUAUGUUAAUUUCAUAUAUUUGACUUGUGCAGUUGUUCAGGCCGCUACUGAAAACAAGACGUUCCCGUUGUCUACAUUUUGAGACCAUAUUCAUCAGGAUCCUCCUCCUUGUUAAGUGCCAUUUUAUACGAGCUUGUUAAGCAUGUUAAGCUUCAGUAAAAAGUCCACCAUAGAUUUGUUUCUAGCCGUCCUGGUUAUUACAUCCUAAAUACUUUAAUCUUUGUGUUUCAGUCUGCAGUGUCAUCUCACUGGCUCCUGACCUACAAUUAAAGAAAUCUGACACUUAAAGCCUCGCAGCAUGUGUUGUAAACUUGUGUUUUCUUCCACCUGCACAUGCUUCAGCUUUCAAAAUGCCAUGGUCACAUGUUCAGAAAGUCUUGAAUCUAAACCACUGAUUUCCUCAGUUUUACUGUACGUAACGACACGAAGGGGAAACAGGAGAACUGGCUGUAUUUUGGGUUUGGUUUUUUGAAACGGUUCUUGCAUAAAAAUAUCAAUUUAAUUUCCAUCAUACUUUAAUUUAAGAAAACAUAAUUGUUAUUGUUUACACCUGAUAUGUGAAGAGUGUGAGAGUGAAGUGUACAAUGUGUGGUAAGGCUUUUGAUGAAGGCGGUUUUUUUGUCAGUUGAUGAUGAAAAGUACCAUGUUCAAUGUUUUUUUUUUUUUUGUUCAUUUGCACACCCUCCCCAGUAAUAACAUCACAGGGAUUUUGAAUAGUCAUCAGUGAUUUGAUCCUAACCAGACUCCUCCAGCUGCAACUGAGUAGGAGGUGUAGCUCACUAAACUAUGGGCUCAUUUGCAAAUUAAGAUUUGUUUUUGGUAGAAUCUGAAUGUUAAAUGAGUGACACAUUUUUUUGAGAAACAGCAUUUGAGUUGCACAAGCAUUACACUCUGGAAUAACCCGAGUAUCAUAAAUAUUUUAUGGCAUUGUAUUGCAUAAUGUGGGUUUGUCUGGUAGCUUGAAAAGAUGAACCUUUGUUGGAAAUAUUGUUUGAGUUGAAGCAGGUAAUUAAGUUUCUUUUCAUGUGUCAAAUAGUUUUUCUCUUGUACUUAUUUGACCAGUUUCUAAGACAUGGAUUGAGUUGUCAACCAAAAUGGCCCUAGCUUCUAAAUGAAACCAUCUCAAAAUGUGAAAACAGUCCUAAUUUGAGCUUAUUCUGGCAAAAAAAAACUAAACCAGAACUAUGAGGACUUAAAUUGUUUUUUUUUCAAUCAGGCAGAUUGUUACUGUGUGAUAAUCAGAAAUAAAACAACAAAACUGACAACUGAUAAAUGUUUCAUUCACAAACUUGGUUGAUUUUUUUUCCAGCAUUUUCUUCAUAUAUCGUCAGAUAUCUAAUUCAGUCCCUGUCUAGGAAACUGGAUGCAGAGCUGUAACCACGUUAAGCAGAGUGCGUUGUUUUCCACACGUCCACCUUGACUUGAGAAUGUUCAGUGCUGUAUGUUAACGGUAGCAGUUUGAAGUCCAAGAAGUCAAUGAAAGAGCCAACACUUUUGUUUUUGUUUUCAAAUUUUAUCACAGAAUAUGCAGAAGUAUUGCAAAAAAUAUCUGACAAUCAUCAGGGUUUUUUGUAGGGAAUUAUGAUGCAAGUUCCCUGGCUGGCAAACAGUUUUAAAAUCUCACUGUUGGGUUUCUUUCCCCUGCUUUCUCUGGUUUUCAAAAUAAAGAUUAUUUCCUAUA
This is a messenger RNA of Morone saxatilis (striped sea-bass), 5865 nucleotides long. RefSeq names its product DnaJ (Hsp40) homolog, subfamily C, member 14 (gene dnajc14). Gene Ontology annotation, molecular function: dopamine receptor binding. NCBI's taxonomy places the organism in Eukaryota, Metazoa, Chordata, Actinopteri, Moronidae. Bases 921 to 2930 code for a protein of 669 amino acids. The record is from RefSeq and is a predicted model, not a curated record. The transcript is spliced from 7 exons.